AUGACCGAAAUUAUUUCUUUCAGAAUUGACAGAAAUCAACUUAUUAACCAAUAUCAUACAAAGCUUCUGACUUAAAAAGGAAAAGCAUUCUAAAUAUCAAAUUUGAUUAAUAUUAAUUAAUAUGAUUUCAUUAAGAUCUAAAAUGCCAGAGUACUCGAACUCUAUAUUGAGGAACUAAAUUAUAAAAGAAUAAGAAGUAGAUAAAUGGGAUUAAAACAAAGGGAGACUUGUUAAGACUAAAAUUCAAAUUACAAUUACAUAAGAGAAUUACAUCAUCUACUCAUCUAAAGAAGGUGUAAUUUUGAGACAGUAUAUGAGGAUUUGUUAUUUUUAUAAAGGGAAUUAAAUUAAGACAAUUAUAUAAAUUCAGAAGUUUUGAAUAAUAUGGAAUAGAUUAUACAUCUUAAAUGGCAUGGUGAAUAUGGACAGAAUUAAAGAAAAUUAGGCAAAUGGGUAGCCACUUGGAGUGGGGAAGCUCUUUAAAAUGUUGGAGGAUACUACAAAGAUGGUUUAAAGGAAGGUUUAUGGAAGGAGCCAAUUAAGAAUUAUUAGAGGUAUACAAAAUUAAAAAAUCUUUAUAUAGUAAUGCUUAAGUAUUUGAAAGUGGAGGAUAUUUUCAUAAUUAAAAAUGUGGUCGAUGGAAUUUCAUUUAAAAUAACGAAACUAUGUAUUAUGAUUUAUCAUCGAUAUAGAGGAGGUGGAUCAUACAAUCAGCAAGCUUAGAAAAAUGGUAAAUGGACUGAAUUGUAGGAAGGUUUUUCAGAUGAUUUAUAAGUAACUUGGAAAGGUGAGUACAAAAUUGGUAUAAAAGUUGGUAUAUGGGAUAUUUUGUAUGAAAAUUCAAAAAUGUAAAAAUAAUCUAUAAAAAAACUUAUGAUAAAAAUUAACAUAUGUGUGUAAUAGUGGUGGUGGAUCAUUUGGAGAUGGUUAAGGAAUUAAGUAGGGCAAUUGGGUGGAAAUAUGGAAGGGAUUUUAUUAUUUCAGUUAAGUAACUGAAAAUGGUGAAUAUAAGAAUGGCAAAAAAUUUGGGAGAUGGGAUAUUUGGUAUAAGGAUAUAGAGAAUAAUACAAUUACAAAGAUGUAAAAAAAUCAUAAUAUAAAUGCUUUUAUUUUUUAAGUGGAGGUGGAUCAUAUGAUGAAGGAGGCAAUAAGUCAGCUAAUUGGGUGGAAAUAUCAGAUGGUUUUUGCGAAGAUUCUUAAGUAAUUUAUCAUGGUGAAUAUUAAAAUGGGAAAAAAAUUGGUAAAUGGGAUAUUUGGUAUAAGAAGGAGUAUGGAGAUUUAGAAAAUACAAGAAUGUAAAAAAUAAUAUAUAAAAAGUGUAUAACUAUACAAAAAUAUGUGUGCUUUAAAGUGGUGGUGGAUCAUAUGAUGAAUAAGGCAAUAAGUAAGGUAGUUGGGUUGAAUUAACGGAUGGUUUUUGUGAAGAUUCUUAAGUAAUUUAGGAUGGGAAAUAUAAAAAUGGAAAAAAAAUUGGUAGAUGGGAUAUUUGGUAUAGAGAAGAUGAUGAAAACAUUAAAAUGUAAAAAAUAAUAUAUAAGUGCGUAUACUAAUACAUUUAUGUGUGAAAGUGGGGGUGGAUAAUAUGAUGAAGAAGGUAAUGGGAUAAAAUUUGGUAAAUGGGUAGAAAUUUCGGAUGGAUUUUACGAUUCUUCUUAAGUAACUUGGGAUGGUGAUUAUAAAAAUAAUAAAAAAAUUGGUAAAUGGGAUAUUUGGUAUGAAAAUUCAAAGAUGUAAAAUUAUAAUAUAAAGUGCACAAAAUAAUAUUCAAUUUUUUUGAUAAAGUGGUGGUGGAUCAUACGAUGAAUUAGGUUAAGAGAUUAAAUUGGGUUAUUGGGUUGAAGUUUCUGAAGGUUUUAAAUAUGAUUAACAGGUAACUUGGGAUGGUGAAUAUAAGAAUGGCAAAAAGUUUGGUAGAUGGGAUUUAUGGUAUAAGGAUAUAGAUAGUAAUAAAAUUACAAAGAUGUAAAAAUAUGAUAUAAAGCGCUCAAAAUAAUAAUCAAUGUGUUUGAAAAGUGGUGAUGCAUCAUAUGACGAGCUAGGUUAAGAGACAAAAUUGGGAAAUUGGGCGAAAGUUUCGGAAGGUUUUAAUAAUGAUUCUUAAAUAACUAAGAAAGGUGAAUAUAAAAUUGAUAAAAAUUUUGAUAUUUGGAUGAUUAGAGAAAACAAAGUAAAAGAAAUAGAUUACGAAAAAUGA
Molecule: messenger RNA, 2194 nt
Organism: Paramecium pentaurelia
Lineage: Eukaryota; Ciliophora; Oligohymenophorea; Peniculida; Parameciidae
Source: the annotation of a GenBank genome assembly